AUGGUGCCAGUUUCGUACUUGAGGCAGCCUUCAUUUCAGGACUUGCUGAACAUGGCUGCAGAGGAAUUUGGUUAUGAUCAUCCAAUGGGUGGCCUGACCAUUCCCUGCCGUGAAGAAACUUUCAUUUCUGCUACGUCAAACCUCAAUGUGCCAAAGGGUUACUUGGCAGUAUAUGUUGGGGAGUCGCAAAGGAAGGGAUUUGUGGUACCGAUUUCGUAUUUGACCCACCCAACCUUCAUUUCAGGAUCUGUUGAGUAUGGCCAGAGAGGAGUUUGGUUAUGA
Molecule: messenger RNA, 282 nt
Organism: Linum tenue
Lineage: Eukaryota; Viridiplantae; Streptophyta; Magnoliopsida; Malpighiales; Linaceae
Source: the annotation of a GenBank genome assembly